Messenger RNA from Prorocentrum cordatum, 1687 nucleotides. The record is from the annotation of a GenBank genome assembly. Lineage: Eukaryota; Dinophyceae; Prorocentrales; Prorocentraceae.
ACAGGCCCCAGCGGCCUCCUAACACCGCUCAAAAGGUUGCAAUCCGUAUCGCAAAAUUGGCUCAAGCUGUUUCUGGCUUAGCAUUUGGGCGAAGAUUUUUUGGUUACCAUCCAGAGGUAUGCCUGCACAACACUGCAGCACCCCCAGUCCAGGCACUGCAGGGAUGUCGAGUUUUGCGGGCGUCAGUCUCCCUCCCGUCAGCGAGCAGCGACCAAGGCCAGCGUUGGCGUGGGCGGAGACAUCCAGCGUGGCGCCCGCACCGAGGCAGCCCUCGACUCCCAGGACGACCCGCGGGCGCUCCUGCGGAGUGGGCCACGGCGGGGCCGUGCCGGGCUUCGGCGGCCUGAUCCGCAGGCCCUGUGGGCUCCAGCUUCCUCAGAGUUCGGCAUCGGCACCUGCGACUCUCGAAGACCUUCCCUACGCGAGGAGACUCGACAUGCGGAUCUGCGAGCCUCGCAUGGGCAGCCGCACGUCACGCCAGCUCGUGGCCAGAGCCUUCCCGGUGCCAGAGUUGUUGCCGGGAGUGGUGGGGCUGGGCAGCGGCGGGGCAGUAGGCAACCAGACGAGCGACAUCGAGUCCACCGCCGUCCAGGAUUUGCCGAGUCCUGGCCAGAGCAUCUCCCGCAGGCCGCCCGUCUUCGACGGGCGUGAGAGGAUCCCGUGCUCCCUGGACCCCAGCCGGUUCGGCCGCGAGCCGGCCGGGCCCACGCGCCCCGAGGGGGCGCCUGGCCAGGCCCGCCCCCGCCACGCCGUGAGGUCGCUGUCGGCGAGGGGGGGGCGGCGCCCGGCCUCCAGCAGCUGAGUUUUUUUUUUUUUUAACCGGCGCAGACGGGGCUACGACGAAGACACGACACGCCUACCACGGCGCCCCAAGACCACCCAAACGUUUUCUCUCCUGUGCUCUGUGGGCGGUGCCACCCGCGAAUGAAUCAUGCCCUAAGUUGCGUGCAGAACGGGGCGCAGACAGCUUGCACAUCGCAGCGUGCGCCUUGACCGCCCGCGCAGCCUCCCGACGUCCGCAGCACCAAUCGUUAGAAACAGUGUCCACUGGCUGGCAUCGGGAGGGCACUCCAAGCGCCGGCAGCCAUGGAUCGCCCGCCCGUGGAACUGGCGACGCCGGGUGGCUUCAUAGUUUCACAGCGCCUGGCGGCUGUAGCGUCGGCGCCUACUGUUCCUGCCCGUGCGCCUCUGACGUGCACGGCGUUUCCUUCUUCUUCUGCUAUCGCCGUUGAGGAAGCUGGCCGACGCCCACUCAGUCCAGCUCUUGUUCCUAUUAUGCGGGCCCAGCUUUCGUGCAAUGGCUGAAAGUCCGCCCAGGCGGCGCUCUCGCCUCGGCGCGGGCAGCACGCCGCCAGCGUCACCUGCAUGCCGUGGCCAAUUCAAGAGCGAAUCGUGAGGAUGUCUCAGCAGAUACUGGCUUUCUUGGUUCAGAUGGCGGGCUGGACGCGGAGCAGGGGUCCGACGGUGAUGGCGGAACACUGCGCAGGCAGUUGCACGUCUCGUGGAGUGUGUUGCGAUGUUUAUUCCCAUGUUUUGCGUCGUGAAGUUUGUUAUCCGUGUCGCGCCUCCCUCUGCUCACUCCCUCCUCCUCCUCCUCCUCGUCGUCCUCCUCCUCCUCCGCUUUCUCUUUCCUUCUAUAUCGCGAUCAGAAUCAUCGCGAUGCGAAAGGCAUCGUGCUUGGGCAACG